GACGGUCUCCCGUCUCACUGACGGCCACUGUCCCAGUGCCAGUGGUGGUCCCACAUAAAUGGCGAGCCAGGUUUCGAUAGGUUAGAUUGUUAACUCCUGGAUAAAUGCAAACAGAAACGCUGUUUUGACAGCUAUGGCGAGGUACUCCAGCGAUUCGGAUUCGGACCACAGUAGCAGAUACCGAAGGAAACGAAAUCGAAAGUCGAGGUCUAGCAGCUCGGACAGCAGUGAGUCCUCGCCGCAUCGAAGGAGGCCGUCGAAACACUCGAAAACAAAGCGCAAACACCGCUCGCACUCGAGGAGCAGAGGAAGAGAUCGGAAUACGAAAAGUCACAAAGGAUCCAGGAGCAGUCACUCACGAGAUCGGGACAAGCGGCAUUACCGCUCCAGCACGGGCAGAUCGUACUCUUCGGAUCGUUCGAGACGAAAAGCUAGAUCCACAUCCAGAGAGAAGUCACGGAGCCCUUCCAGCAGUUCGCAGUCAAAUCAAGCAAAAGUUACAGAGAAGAUCCGAGUCGUAACGAUAAAAGACGAUUUCCCCAUUGAGCCACGUUUCAAGGACAGCGUACUCGAGGAGAUAAACGCCGAAGGUUUCACUCCCAAGCAGUUCACUUCGUCUGCUAACAAGGAGAGCAAAUUAAAAAAUAUCGUGAUAGACAUUACUUCGGAUACCAUACAAAUUCCACCGGUAUCUAAUGUUGCCAGCGGUCCAGACAGCAUAUUUCACACAUCGAUUAUAAUGGAUCAAGAAGCGAGAUUCGAUAAAUGGGUGAAAAAGCUUUACACUCUUAGACAGAAAGCCAUAGCCGACUUGGCACAUACAAAUGUUGCUUAAUUUAAGACUACUAUGUUAUUUAAUCUAAGACGUGUAUUUUUUUGUACUAUUACACAAUUAUAGUAUGCGCAAUUUAUGAAAUUAUAUAAUAUGCGAAAAAUAUAAAAGUAAUUAAAUUUUUAUCAAUAAUUUAACAAUUUGACGACAGAUAAAAAAAAGUAAAGAGCAUUUUUGUGAAAUAUAAACCUUGGAGAAAUAUAAAUCUUUUCGUAUAUCCAUCUUUGGCUUUAGCAAAACUUCGAUAAAAAAGAAACCAUUAAGAUAUUCGGUCGCACCUGACAUUCAUAUGUAUCAUUUAUUUUCUUGUCAGACUUUACAAUUAAUGUCGCGUACAGUUUUACAAAUUUGGUUUUUUUUUAACGCUAUGAAGCUAAGGAAACUUCUCAAACUUAUGAAGAUAUAAAUAGUGGCUAUAGGAACUUAACUACAAUCACACGAAAUGUGACAGUGAAUCGUGUAACAAUUCUAUAAUAAAGUUUUUCUUGCGCAGACAAAAUUACGCGUCGUCGUGGAAUUAACAGAAGCUAAUUGAUAUUAACAAGAUAUUUCUUUCCCCACUUGAAAAUCGGUGGUGGAACUCUAAUCAUUACGCUAUUUAUUGCCACCAAUGUUUAAUCUCUACGUCUACGGACAUUUAAAACGACGUGUACGCGCCGCAUAUUUAUACAUUUGCGUGUUUGUUUAUUGCAGAGUUGAUAAUACAAGCAAGAGUACAUAAUACAAAUAAUAAUAUAUACUAUAUAUAAAUAAUACAAAGAAUUAUAUAUGUUCAGGCACUCGGUCCAUAACACAUAAUCUGUGCAUAUAUUAAUACGUACGUAUUUUUUUUCAUCUCGGCAAUUUGUUUGCAAAAAGAAUAAGUCCUUUCUAUGUGAGUAUUAAAGAAUUAAGCCUUUCUUAUAAUUGAUUUGGAAAUACAUUUUCAUAUAUUACAA
Wasmannia auropunctata (little fire ant) is the source of this 1770-nucleotide messenger RNA. Its product is annotated as serine/threonine-protein kinase fray2-like. NCBI's taxonomy places the organism in Eukaryota, Metazoa, Arthropoda, Insecta, Hymenoptera, Formicidae. The coding region runs from base 134 to 835 and encodes 233 amino acids. The record is from RefSeq and is a predicted model, not a curated record. The transcript is spliced from 4 exons.